Messenger RNA from Nicotiana tabacum (common tobacco), 2805 nucleotides. The record is from RefSeq and is a predicted model, not a curated record. NCBI's taxonomy places the organism in Eukaryota, Viridiplantae, Streptophyta, Magnoliopsida, Solanales, Solanaceae.
AAACUCUACGCGUAAGUAAUAGAUGGCUCAACGUGUAUUUUUAGCAGACAACAUAAUCAAGUUAUCCUUUAAUUUUGAGAGUGAUUCUCACAUCUUCUUCCUGAUUCUCUUCGCUCACAAAUCUAGUUCUUGUGAUCUAUUGUGGCUACGUUCUACUUUUGUUAUGCAGUAGCACUUAAACCAGAAGGUAAAUUUUCUAAUCUCUGUUUAUCUAUUUAUAGAUAUUGUACGUUUUUACGUGGGGUUUUCUAAAAAAUGUAAGCGUACAUACUAUGUGCAGCUUUUGGGCUAUUCCAUAUGUGGAUUUUUUUACAUUCGGUAAUGUAAAUAUGUACGUGACAUUUCCCAUUUAGGAAGUAGACGAGUGAAAUGUCGAGUAAAAACCAUAAAAUUGACAACUCGAAAAAAAUACAUGUUGACAAGAAGACUAGGCAACACAAAUUAUACAGAAUGAUGCAAGACGAUAAAAGGAGGCUCUCCUAGCGCGAGCACGAGCAAAUAAAGCUGAAACAAGCGGCCGGUAACAUCCUGCUUGAUCGCUAAUUAAGAGCUCCGCUAACGCAUCAUUUUCUAUAGGUGCUAAUAUUUCAAGCGAGCAAUAUCUUCCUUUUGUGGGACAUUCAAUAUAUGAAACAGGUUAGAGAGCUAAAUUGUCAUUUUUUGAUGGUACAUGCAAUUAUAAAUACAUGUAUGCAUUUAUAACUAUUAAAUUAUAUGCUUACACUUAUUAUUGUUGUAUCUUAGGAUCUACAUCUAAUACAAAUCAUGAACAAUAUAUUAAAGAGACAACAACAAUCCAAACAUCAACUGAUUAUGUUAUGUUAAACACAAUUCCAAAAUGCAAAUUUUGCGGAGCCAAAAAAUUUGAAUACAAACCACCGGCAUUCUGUUGUCGUAAAGGCACUGUUAAGCUAAUUUCACAUCAAGUACCACAAGAGUUAAGAAAUUUAUAUUUAGGAAAUACUGAAGAAUCAAAGCAUUUUCGAACCUACAUAAGAACAUACAAUAAUAUAUUUGUGUCCACAUCUCUGGGAGUAAGCUAUGACAAAGAGUUGGCAAAGAGGAAUAAAGGUAUUUACACGUUUCGAGUUCAGGGACAAAUGUAUCAUUUCAUAAAUGACUUGAUACCAAGUAAUGAAAAAGGAAAAAAUCUUCAAUUAUAUUUCUAUGAUAAUAAAAAUGAAGUGAGCAAUCGAAUGGCAUGUUCCAAUAAAUUGAACGAGUGUACUGUGAAAAAUUUAAUGGAAAUAUUAAAAAUCAAUCCUUACUCUACGUUUUUGAAAUCCUUAAUAAAUAUCCCCCAAUUAUCAGAUUUCUACAUUGUGCUUAAGUGUGAUGUUGGUCUAGAUCAACGAAUAUACAAUCUACCAACUACAUCGGAUGUGGAAGGAAUAUGGGUAGAACAAGAUACCAAUAAUUGUAUCCCUACUCAACAUAUCCGAAUAUAUACAAAAAGUGAUAGAAGCCAGCUGGUAAACUAUUACUACGGAUGUUAUGACCCAUUGUAAUAUCCAUUAUUGUUCCCCUACGAGCAAAAUGGUUGGCAUUGUGGUAUUCGAAAACUUAAGCCUUCAGCUACCUCUUCUAGAACACAUCUGUAUUGUGAAUACGAAGAAUUGCCAAGUGUAACCAAUAUGACUUCAAUUGAUGGAUUGCUUGACAUGGAAGCUGAAGUGAUGCAAAAAGGCAAACGAAAAAGAGAUACCGUUUCUUACCGUGAAUACUAUUGUUAUCAACUCAAAAUUAGAGAUGAUGAAAAUAUAAUCUUACAUUUAGGAAGAUUAUUACAACAAUAUGUUGUAGCCGAAUGGAUAAAAGUUGAAACUCAAAGAUUAGAUUUCGCUUUUUUCAAUCAAGACUUGUUCAGAAUGGACGUAUUAGCUGGACUUUUAGAUCUUUUACGUCGCGGUGAGAGAGAAGGCUCACAAGUAGGUAAAAAUAGAAUACUUCCACUUAGCUUUACAGGAGGACCAAGAGAUAUGCAUCGUCGAUAUAUGGAUGCUAUUGCAUUAGUACAACGUUUUGGAAUACCCGAUAUAUUUCUAACUAUGACAUGCAACCCUUGUUGGCCUGAAAUUCAAGAAAACUUAUUAUCGACAGAUAAGGCCCAAAAUAGACCCGAUUUAGUUAGCCGAAUAUUUCAAGCAAAACUAGAAGAACUUAAAAAAGAUAUACUAAAAAGACAAAUAUUUGGUAAAGUUGCUGCAUUUAUGUACACAAUAGAAUUCCAAAAACGGGGACUUCCGCAUGCUCAUUUUCUUAUUAUACUCGAUGAAAAAUACAAAAUAUUGACUCCAGAAGCGUAUGAUCAAUUUGUUUGUGCUGAAUUACCAGAUCCUAAGAGAAACUCUGCUUUAUUUAAGCUUGUUACACAACACAUGCUACAUGGUCCUUGCGGUCAAUUAAACCCAGCAAGUCCCAGUAUGAAGAAAAAAACGGUCAAUGUAAAUUCAAGUUUCCAAAAGAGUUUGCUGAACAGAUAACUAAAGAAAAAAUUUCAUAUCCUAUUUAUAGAAGACGAAACACGGGAAAAUGUGUGGAGAUUAGAGGAUAAUUUUUUGAUAAUUCAUGGAUUGUUUCCUACAAUCCAUUCUUACUUAGUAAAUUUAUUUGCCAAUAAAUGUGGAGAUUUGCUAUGAUAUUAAAGUUGUUAAGUACAUUUACAAAUAUAUUUGCAAAAGACAUGAUAAAAUUGCAUUUCACGUACAUCCUAACGAUGUGAACGUAGAAGUAGAUGAAAUAAAGGAAUAUCAAUCUGCUAGAUGGUGACACCACCUGAGGCUGCGUGGCGCAUAUUCGCUUUUC